AUGACCUUGGCUUUUUCACCCAUGACCAUCGAGGCUGAAUCGAAGAUCUUCGUUCUUCCGGCAGACAAAACCGAGUAUGAAUUCUUCAAUUUGAAUUUCAGAGGCGCCAGGAAAACAAUUGUCGUUUCGGGCGCUGACUUGUUCGAAAUCCGUGAGGUUGGUCCGUCCAGUUCCUUUGAUGCAAGACCAGAGGUGAAAUUUCCAUCUGGAGAGCCAGUGAAAUCAUUUAUCUUUGAAUCUUCUGACGGCUCGCCUGGUUUUGUUAAGCAGAGUGCAAAUGUGUUGACGCUCUCCAAAUUUGACAUCAUAUUCCCGACCAUUUUGUCGUUGGAAGCACAUUCGACAAACAAAUCUGAGCGAUUCAAGACCGAGGAGGAUCUUCUAGACGAUGUUUCCGCAAGCUUGGGUGGCGAGUCGCUUCACAUCGCCAUUCAAACGUCUAUAGUACAAGCAUUGGCCAAGAUUUGCGAGACUUUGGACGAGAAUGGCGAAAAGUACUAUCGUGUAAGCCAAGCUAAAAUCAUGGCAGUUCUAGAUCAGAAAGUGAAAGCUCUACUGACACUUCUACUGACCGGCAAAGCACCAGCACUAGGUGCGUUUAUAGAAGAGAGUCUCGGUGGUGUAGAGGCAAUAGCUCCGAGAGACAUUGUCGAAUUACAAACUCUACGGUUCAGCAUAGACUACGUUUUUGAUUCGUAUCUAUCGCAGGAUCUAAAAAAUAUGUAUUAUGAGACGUGCACGGUCAAUUUUGACCAACUCGACAAGUUCAUCUCUGAGAGAAACCUGCGAGAGAAGGCUCGUGUCGCAGUGGAAGAGAACAGGGCUGCCAUCACUGGGAACAAGAGAACCGCAAACAAAGCGAGCGACAAGUCAAAGCCUUCAAAGAAAAAGGCCGUCAAAGUAGCUGUUGGCAAAGGUGCAUUGGACAGUUUUUUUGGGAAAAAAUAG
Australozyma saopauloensis is the source of this 948-nucleotide messenger RNA. RefSeq lists its product as uncharacterized. Gene Ontology annotation, cellular component: nucleoplasm; ribonuclease H2 complex. Lineage: Eukaryota; Fungi; Ascomycota; Pichiomycetes; Serinales; Metschnikowiaceae. The coding region runs from base 1 to 948 and encodes 315 amino acids. The transcript has a single exon. The record is from RefSeq and is a predicted model, not a curated record. Gene Ontology annotation, biological process: RNA catabolic process.